Molecule: messenger RNA, 1728 nt
Organism: Nylanderia fulva
Lineage: Eukaryota; Metazoa; Arthropoda; Insecta; Hymenoptera; Formicidae
Source: RefSeq, a predicted model, not a curated record
AUGCUCAACUUCUACCGACGAUUCCUGCCGAGAGCUGCCGAAAUGCUGACGCCGUUGAACGAUCUCCUCCACGGCAACGUCAAAGGGAAAGCGGCGAUAUCGUGGACGCCGCGAGCGCAGGAGGCAUUCAAGAAUUCGAAAGAGAGCUUGGCACAGGCCGCGCUCUUGCGACACCCCAGGAUAGACGCAGAGCUCGCCCUGUUCACUGACGCGUCGGAGCAGAGCAUCGCGCGACUUUGCAACAGCGUGGCAGCGACGGAUGGGAGCCAGAACUGCUGGCAAUCUACCUGGGGUCAAACACUUUCGAUACAUGCUGGAGGCGCGCGCGUUUGUGAUCUACACGGAUCACAAACCGUUGAUCUACGCUUUUCGUCAACGACCGGAGAAGAGCACGCCGCGCCAGUUCCGCCACUUGACCUCAUCGGCAGUUCUCAAACCGACAUCCGGCACGUGACAGGCGAGGAGAACGUCGUGGCGGAUGCGUUAUCACGAGUCGAGGAGCUGGAUUCCUCCCUGGACUACGCUGCACUGGCGGAGUCGCAGGGGACUGACAAAGAGCUCGACGAUUAUACAAGACCCUUUCGGCGGGCCGCAUUCAACUUGGUGCACGACCUGGCACACCCAGGAAUCAAGGCGACGGGCAGACUCGUGGCGCAGCGCUACGUCUGGCCGUCGAUGAACCUGACUGCCGCAGCUGGGCGCGUGCAUGCGUGCCCUGUCAACAGGGCAUGCGAUACUGUCUCACUACGUGCGUGGACCGCUUCACACGGUGGCCGGGGCGUUCGCACUACGAGACCAGAGGCGGAGACGGUCGCAAGAGCAUUUUACGAGGGAUGGAUUUGCAGAUUCGGGGCGCCCGUGCGAGUAACAACGGACCAGGGGCGCCAUUUCGAGUCCCAUCUCUUUCGACGGCUGAGCGAGAUGACAGGAGUACAGCACCUGAGGACGACGGCGUACCCCCUCAGGCCAAGGCAUGGUCGAGAGGUUGCAUCGCCAGCUCAAGGCGCAAUCAAAUGCCGGCAGAAUGAUCGCUGGACGGAGGCGGCUGCCGACGGUGCUGCUCGGGAUCCGAGCAGCGUGGAGAGACGACCUGCAGGCGACCGCAGCGGAGCUGGUGUACGGCCAGACGCUGAGGAUCCCAGGGCAAUUCCUGAGUCGACGACCUGUGGACAGCGAGGACGACGCGGCCGACUUCGCAAGGACGCUGAGGGAGCAGUUCGAGGAGCUGCGCGACCGGUGGACGGCACCCGACACGGGGAGCGACGGCCGUUCCUUUACAAGGACCUAGCGACGGCCGAACAGGUGUUCGUGCGACACGAGGGACCGAAAAGAUGUUGGCAGGGCGCCGUACGAGGGGCCGUACGCAGUCAUCAGCCGAGCGACAAAGUCUUUGUCGUGCGUAUGCACGGCAAAGAGAAAACGGUCUCAAUAGACCGUCUUAAACCGGCUUAUAUUUUGCAGAGCGAGCCAGAAAACAACAGCCCGCAGAGUCGACGGCACGAGACCGGACAACCGAGGUCGAGCACGAGGCGCGCGAGAGGACGCGAGGCCGCUGCCCGAGAGAGCCAGAGAACGACGAGAGCGGAAGAAAGGUCCGAUUCCCGAGUCGUUUCCAGGCGGGCCUGUGACGUCGAGGAACCAGGAGGUGCAUCGAGAGCCCACUACAGCUUAGAAUUUGGGGAAUUGUACUUGCCAAUCUGUCCGCUGGGUAUUGAAAGCUCCUUAUGA